GGUCCCGCUCCUCUUCGGAGUAGCCGUUAGAAGAACCCACUACUCAUCAGCCGACUGUCAUCCUGCAUUUUCUUUUCUUAAUAACAGCACAACACCCCUUUCAUUCAUCACGAAACACACCUUCAAACUCUCUCUCUCUUCUCUCUCUCUCUCUCUCUCUCUCUCUCUCUCUUCUCUCUCUGAUUCUUCACAAAAUAGAGAGCUUUAGACUCUCUCUCUCUCUGUGUCUCUGGCGUUGUCUCUUCCUCUUGCGUUCUUCUUUGUUUGUGUGUCUUUCAAACGUGAGAAGACAUGUUCACUGACGGUCUUGACGAAUCCGCCCUCAAAUGGAUCAACCAGGGUGUUAAUGGAGAUAUUGCAGAACAGUCCCCGCUUACGAAGAAAUUCAGUCUUGAUUCUAUCAGAGAUCCACCGAUUUCACCCCUUCAGAACAGGGAAUAUUUACCCCAAACCUUGCCACCACUAAAAUUCUAUUCAGGUUACCUAGGGCCACUUUAUAAUUCCAGUUUGGAUCCGAACAAUGAGGAAGAGAGCAAUGCUUCCAUAUCUGAUGACAAUGAAUCAGAUUUCUCAGCUGGUUUUGAGGAGACAUUGGCUUCUAGUGAUUCUGAUCUCCAAGAGAACCCCAGAGUGAGAAACUGUAAUGAAGAUUUGCUUGUUGUUGGACCAAGUUCAGAAGUGCCUCUUAGUGAGCCAGAGGUUAAAGCUUUGGGGGUGAAAGGGACUUGGAAGGGGAGUUUAAGAGUGGAGUUGCCUGAAAAUGCUCGGAGAUUCACAGAUGGGGACUUGGGGAUUAGGGAAUUUGUGAGGAACGUAACAGCAUCGAGUGUUGGGGACAACAUGCAAGAUGCUAUGGAUCAGUACAGUGGCCGGGACUUCCUUAAGAGAGAUCUUAAGCCCAAAACAUUAUCAGAAGCAGGAAAUCCUAGUGCACCUCCUAUGGUUGAUUCAAGAACUGGAUCUCAGAGCUUUGAGAUGGAAGCGACCACAUUGCCAGGAGCACGUGUUAUAUCAGAAACGAAAAAUGUAUACAAUGAGCUUCAUGCACAAGAUGAAACGAAUCUCUCUUGCGAUAGUAAGGAAUGUUUAACAGAUCUUGGUGCUCAGUCACAUGCAGCAAAUGAACCAUGUCCAAGAUAUAUUCCUGGAGAAGUUGAAACACAAAUGCCAUGCCGGCAACCCAGUUCAAUGGACCAACCUGCAUAUCAUGAUAUUGGUGGUCAGAGUGCUUGGCAAUUCUUUGUAGCAUAUGAUGCAUGUAUUCGUUUAUGUCUACAUGCAUGGGCUAGAGGCUGCAUGGAGGCUCCUGAAUUCCUAAGAGAUGAGUGCAUGGCGCUGCGAAAUGCAUUUGGGUUGCACAAAUUCCUGUUGCAACCUCAACAUGGAAUCCCAUGGCAAGGGGCGACAGCUGACUCUGUAAAAGAAUGUUCAGUGAAGUCCAAGAAAGUUAUUGGAAAGAUCAACGUGGAAGUGAAAAAGAUCCGCAUUAUACCUCGUCGAAAACUCCAUGCCACAUAUUCACAGUUGGGUGCAGCAUAUAUGCAAGCAGGUGCACACUAUGUUAGACAUGUUUCAGCAUUACUAAAAUCGGGCGUUAGCUCAAUAAAGACAGCAUCUUCCCGAAUGGGAUUUCCAGUGACAUCACAACAAGAAGUACUGUCAUGCUUCAUCCAAUUGAAAAAUUCAAAUGAAGAUGCACAACUAGAGCGAGGUGCUGCUAUUUGCAUGCAACCUGGAUCCGGUGUACCUCAUGUCUUUUUUCCAGAGAGUCAGGGAGAUUCUCUUUUGUUAUUGGUUCAGGAUUCUAAGGAAAAUACUCAAGGUCGAGCAACAAUUCAAGUUUCUUCUUUGACUGAUAACCCGAAUGAUAGAAUACGUUGGUGGCCAAUAUACCACGAAGAUCAGGAAUGUGUGGGGAAAGUUCAACUAUCCAUAAGCACUACAAGUACCUCUGGAGAAUUAAGCUCCAUCAAGUGUGGCACUGUUGUGGAGACUCUAGCAUAUGAUUUGGUACUGGAGGCUGCUAUGCGUUCCCAAUAUUUUCAUUCACGAAACCUGCGCUUACAUGGAGUAUGGCAAUGGUUAUUAGCCGAAUUUUCUGAUUAUUAUGGAAUUUCUGAUGCAUACACUAAGCUCAGAUAUCUUUCAUAUGUCAUGGAUGUGGCCACACCAACAAAAGAUUGUUUGGAUCUCGUGCAUGAGUUGCUUACACCUGUAAUAAAGGCUCGAGAUGAGAACAAUCUGACUCGGCAAGAGAAAAGGAUCCUAUCGGACUGUGAAGAUCAAGUGGGGCGUCUCUUGGCUGCAGUUUUCGAAAAUUAUAAAUCACUGGAUGAGCUCUCUCCUACUGGACUGGUGGAUAUGCUCGCCCCAACUUCAGACUCAGCUGCACCUGCAUUAGCCCCUGCUGUGCAGAUAUACACUCUUCUUAGUGAUAUCCUUUCACAUGAAGCACAGAUGAUUUUGAGAAAUUAUUUGCAGACAGCUGCUAGGAAGAGAUGUAAGCGUCAUAUGUUGGAAACUGAUGAGCUUAUGUCCUGCAAUACUGAUGGCUUCCUGAUGGACCCUCUAACUAUUUCGUCAGCCUACCUCAAGAUGAAAAACUUGUGUAUCAAUAUCAGCAAUGAGAUUCAGGCAGAUAUUAAAAUUCACAAUCAGCAUAUACUACCCAGCUUCAUCGAUUUGCCAAACAUAGCUGCUUCUGUUUACAGCACAGAGCUAUGCAACAAACUUGAAAGGUUUUUGGAGGCUUGCCCUCCUUCAAGCCCCUCCCCUCACGUAACUGAGCUGCUCAUUGCAACUGCAGAUUUUGAACGAGAUCUCUCAGCUUGGAGCAUUGGUUCAGUGGCUGGAGGUGUCGACUCAAAGAAUUUGUUUCAUUCAUACAUUAUGCUGUGGAUUAUGGAUAAAAAAAAUCACUUGCUUGAGCAAUGCAAAGCAGAUAAGGGCCCAUUGACCGGAAUUACAACCCAGCAUUCCACAUCCCCAUUUGUCGAGGAGAUGUAUGAGCUCAUCAGGGACACUCUUAACGAAUAUGAAGUAGUAAUCAACAGAUGGCCUCAUUACUCUCUUGUUUUAGAGAAUGCUGUUGCUGAUGUAGAGAGAGCAGUGAUGAAAGCACUGGAGAAACAGUGUUGUGAUAUUUUGGCUCCUUUGAAAGACACCAUCCCAAAAAAGCUUGGCAUGCAGAUGCAGAAACUAACAAGACGCCACUCAGUAGCUCUUUAUAUUGUUCCCAACCAAUUAGGUACUUUCCUGAAUACGGUAAAGAGAAUAUUAGAAUUGCUGCAUUGUAAAGUUGAGAGCGUGCUUAGAUCUUGGGCUUCAUAUCUGCCUGCUACUGGAGAUAAAAAGGCGGCCUUUGGGGAGCAACUCAAUGGAGUCACUGUCAUGCUGAGAACAAAAUACAAAAAUUAUUUGCAAGCCACAGUGGAAAAGCUUGUCAGCAACACAGAAGCUACCCGAACCACACAACUCAAGAGAAUACUUGAGGCAACAAAAGAGACGGAGGGUGAAGCCGAGAUUCGAGAGAGGAUGCAUCUGUUGUGCUCUCAGCUCAUGGAUACAAUACGGAACUUGCAUGAUGUCUUCUCAGGUCGCCUUUUUGUAGCCAUAUGCCGUGGGUUUUGGGAUAGGAUGGGACAGAGAGUAUUGAGCUUCCUUGAGAGCAGGAAAGAGAAUCGAAUCCGGUACAAGGGAUCUUGUUAUGCCCUUGGGAUUUUGGAUGAUACAUUUGCCUCUCAGAUGCAGAGGCUGCAAGGUAAUGCUCUGCAAGAGAAGGACCUUGAGCCUCCACGCAGUGUCAUCCAAGCACGCUCUAUUCUCUGUAAAGACACGCAAAAUACGAGUGAUCCAUCAUCCUAUUUCUAUGUUUGAAUUUCGUUGAAGCUCCAAGCCUCUUUCCUCAAAGAACCACUUCAACUUAUAGAUCAUACAAUGGCCAUUAGCCUGUGUCGCCUAUAAUAUUCUUUUGUUCCUUUGUAUAACUUGUUUCCAUGUGUAAUUUCUUCAAUGAAUAAGCUUGGCUCGAUGGCUCUCGAUAUC
Molecule: messenger RNA, 4044 nt
Organism: Amborella trichopoda
Lineage: Eukaryota; Viridiplantae; Streptophyta; Magnoliopsida; Amborellales; Amborellaceae
Product: portal protein
Source: RefSeq, a predicted model, not a curated record